Penaeus vannamei (Pacific white shrimp) is the source of this 345-nucleotide messenger RNA. The record is from RefSeq and is a predicted model, not a curated record. NCBI's taxonomy places the organism in Eukaryota, Metazoa, Arthropoda, Malacostraca, Decapoda, Penaeidae.
AUGCAAGCUCCUGCUAAGUACGACUUCGCGUGGGCUGUGAAGGACGACUACUCCGGGAACGACUACGGCCACCAGGAGUCCCGCGACGGCUACAACACCCAGGGGUCCUACUACGUGCAGCUUCCCGACGGCCGCCUGCAGAAGGUCACCUACCACGUGGACGGCGACUCUAGCUACGUGGCCGAGGUCACGUACGAGGGACAGGCUCAGUACCAAGCCCACCAGCCUUCGUACCAUCCUACACCUGCAUACCAACCUACCCCUUCGUACCACACCACCCCUUCAUACCAUCCCACACCAUCGUACAGACCUACCUCUUCUUACAGGCCAAGGCCGCAUCACUGA